Messenger RNA from Spinacia oleracea (spinach), 550 nucleotides. RefSeq names its product zinc finger A20 and AN1 domain-containing stress-associated protein 10-like. Bases 33 to 506 code for a protein of 157 amino acids. Gene Ontology annotation, molecular function: DNA binding; zinc ion binding. The transcript has a single exon. NCBI's taxonomy places the organism in Eukaryota, Viridiplantae, Streptophyta, Magnoliopsida, Caryophyllales, Amaranthaceae. The record is from RefSeq and is a predicted model, not a curated record.
UUCAAUCUAGAUCAAUUAGAGAAUCGAAGAAGAUGGAGAACAACAACAACAACAACAACAACAACAACAACAACAAAAACACAAUUGAUAAUGUUCAACGUCAAGCAUCAAACUCUGCAACGAAGAAUGGAUGUGGUUUCUUUGGUAAUCCGGCGACUCAAGAGUUGUUCGGUAGAGCUACUGAGACGGAAGUGAAGCGAUAUGACGGUAUAAUUAGUCUGUUUUGGGAGGCAAUAUUUCGUGAAAAUAAUGCAAAAAAGAAGCGCGUACGUGUUAUUUCUAAAAUCAAUAUAGAUCACGAAACUACUAAAAACCGGUGUGAUGCGUGCAAGAAACGGAUCAAGUUGAUCGGAUUCAAGUGCAAGUGUGACGGAAUCUAUUGCGGGUCCCACCGCUAUCCGGAGGCGCAUUCUUGUAAGUUCGAUCAUAAGGAGGUUGGACGUAAUGCACUUUCCAAAACGUUGUACGCAUCUGCUUGUAAGGCUGCCAAGAUUAAUUACAUGUAAAAUUAUUGCAACUUUUUUUUUUAUUCAAAGGUAUAUAUAACAUA